Messenger RNA from Protopterus annectens (West African lungfish), 1853 nucleotides. Its product is annotated as protein disulfide-isomerase A2-like. Gene Ontology annotation, cellular component: endoplasmic reticulum. NCBI's taxonomy places the organism in Eukaryota, Metazoa, Chordata, Ceratodontiformes, Protopteridae. Gene Ontology annotation, molecular function: protein disulfide isomerase activity. Gene Ontology annotation, biological process: protein folding; response to endoplasmic reticulum stress. The coding region runs from base 1 to 1662 and encodes 553 amino acids. The record is from RefSeq and is a predicted model, not a curated record. The transcript is spliced from 11 exons.
AUGCACGUGCUCCCAGACGGGCGCUUCAGGGUCUUUCUCGUGCUCCUUGCCUUAACCUUGGCAACGUAUGUCAAGGCGCAUGGCACAGAAGACACAGAGAACGCCGAAAGUAGUAAACAAAGUGUUGGAGAAGAUGCAGGUACCACGGAAGAGGAUGAGGGGGCAGAGGUUUCUGAUGAUAUCACCACUGAGGAUGAGGUCUUGGUCUUAAACAAGCACAACUUCGACAGAGCCCUCAAGGAGAACCGAUACCUGCUGGUCGAAUUCUAUGCUCCAUGGUGUGGUCACUGCCAGGCUUUUACCCCAGAAUAUGCCACUGCUGCAGGAAUGCUGAAAAAUGAAUCUUCUGAAAUUAAGGUGGCCAAGGUUGAUGCUACAGAAGAAAAUGAUCUUGCUACAGAGUUUGAUAUCAACAACUUUCCAACGCUUAUAUUCUUUAAGGAUGGAGAUAGAAAUGGACCAAUACCAUACUCUGGAAAAAGAAAUGCGAAAGGUGUAGUCCACUGGCUAAAGAGAAGAACAAGUCCCAGUACUACUGUACUAGACAGUGUGGUGCAGGCAGAAGAACUUAUCAAUUCCAAAGACAUUGUUGUAGUUGGUUUCUUCAAGGACCUUGACAAAGAUGAUGAGAAAACGUUUUAUGAAGCGGCACUAGAUAAUGAGGAAGCAGUUUUUGGUAUCACAAGCAGUGCUGAUGUAUUCCAGAAGUAUGGAAUUUCCAAAGAUACUGUGGUUCUUUUUAAAAAGUUUGAUGAUAAGCGGGCUGAUCAUGAAGUUGAUGAAGAUACUGGACUGGAUAAGAUGGAACUUUCCAAAUUUAUCCAAAUUAAUUCUUUGGAGCUGGUAACAGAAUUUUCAGAACAGAAUUCAGAAAAGAUCUUUGGAUCCCGUGUCAAGAACCACUUAUUGCUUUUUAUUAAUAAGACACUUGAACAUCACAAUGAGAUUUUGGAGCAAUUCAGAGAAGCUGCCAUCGAUUUCAGAGGAAAGGUAUUGUUUAUAGUAAUUGACAUCAAUGGGAAUGUUGAUCAUGUAAUGACUUAUUUUGGUCUGAAAAAAGAAGAUGCCCCCACAGUUCGCUACAUCAACAUCACCACGGUAAAGACCUACAAGUUUGACACCAAUGAGAUCACAAAAGAAACAGUGAAAGUCUUCACCCAAGAUGUACUAGAUGAGAAAAUAAAGCCUCACCUGAAAAGCGAGGAUAUUCCUGAAGAUUGGGACAAAAAUCCAGUAAAAGUCCUUGUUGGCAAGAAUUUUAAUGAAGUAGCUUUUGAUGAAACAAAGAACGUCUUUGUUGAGUUUUAUGCUCCCUGGUGUGCCCAUUGUAAAGAACUUGCACCUAUCUGGGAUGAGCUUGGAGAGAAGUACAAAGACUAUGAAAACAUUGUCAUUGCUAAAAUGGAUUCAACAGCCAAUGAAGUUGAAAAUAUUUCAAUUACUGGCUAUCCAACCAUUAAAUACUUCCCAGCAGGCACUGAGAGAAAGGUUAUCGAUUAUAUUGGCAAAAGGGAAUUAGAAGCAUUCUCAGUAUUUUUGGAUAAUGGUGGACAAUUUCCAAAGGAAGAAGAAACGCAGGAACCUGAAGAUGCUGCAAACAAAACAGAAAGGGGAGCUGAUGCAGAAAGUGGCACUGGAGAAACCACAAAGGAUGAACUUUAGUCAUGCAUAAUAUUCAGUAUAUUCUCAUGCUGCAGGACUCAAAAGAUAAAGCAAAACAUACUAAAAUAACAAAGCAAAAUUAUUUUGAAUGCAAUAAAGUUCACACAGUAUUGUCACAAAGGGAGUACAAAAUCACCAAAUACAGUCAAGAAUAUCAAAGAAUGUUUUUUAACUGAGAAAUUAAAAGUUAA